Messenger RNA from Megalobrama amblycephala (Wuchang bream), 1837 nucleotides. It is a transcript of the gene sdsl, whose product is annotated as serine dehydratase-like. The coding region runs from base 242 to 1210 and encodes 322 amino acids. The record is from RefSeq and is a predicted model, not a curated record. Gene Ontology annotation, biological process: L-serine catabolic process; L-threonine catabolic process. NCBI's taxonomy places the organism in Eukaryota, Metazoa, Chordata, Actinopteri, Cypriniformes, Xenocyprididae. The transcript is spliced from 8 exons. Gene Ontology annotation, molecular function: pyridoxal phosphate binding; threonine deaminase activity; L-serine ammonia-lyase activity.
UCACAGUCUCAGGAUAUCAUUGCUCGGUACAACCAUGAAUGAGUAACCUCUAGUUUAACCUGACAUUACAUUAUUUCGCAAGCUGUCAUGUGGUUUAUCUAGCGGUCUUGGACAUUAGUUCAUUAGUGCACUAUUACUUUAUAGUCAGUAAACGAACUUUGAACUUCUUGGCAAUACUCAUGUUCAAGAGAAUCAUAUACACCGCGACGCAAUAGGAUUGCAUAUCAGAAAAUUGAACAAAAUGUCAAAGCAAAGUGGAUUUCAUGUCGUCACCCCGCUUCUCGAGAGCGCGGGCAUGUCUAAGCGGAUGGGGACCACCGUGUUUCUGAAGAUGGAGAGCUCACAACCCACCGGUUCCUUCAAAAUCCGUGGAAUAGGAUACAUGUGUCAAAAUGUUGCAAGUUCAAACAAGUCGAGAGGUGUCAUUUGUUCUUCUGGUGGUAAUGCUGGUAUGGCCACAGCAUAUGCAGCAAGAAAACUCAACCUGCCAGCCACUAUUGUUUUGCCCUCAACGACACCCCAACUGGUAGCUCAAAAACUUAAGGACCAAGGAGCUACAGUCAAAGUUGUGGGCAAGGUGUGGGAUGAUGCAAAUGCUGAGGCCUUACGAUUAGCAGAAAGUGAAGGUCUUACUGUAAUACACCCGUUCAACCAUCCUCUGGUCUGGAAAGGUCAUUCCAGCAUUGUGCAUGAACUCAAGGCCUCACUGCCAUCCAAACCUGGAGCUAUAGUGCUUUCGGUAGGGGGUGGAGGUCUGUUUUGUGGGGUGAUGGAAGGGCUGCAUGAGGUAGGCUGGGGUAAUGUGCCUGUCCUGUGCAUGGAGACCGUGGGUGCCGACUGUCUAAAUGUUGCCCUGAAAUCCAGAGAUCUGGUCACACUGCCUGACAUUACAAGUGAAGCAACGUGUUUAGGAGCAAAAACGGCAUGUCAGCAGGCGUUUGAGUACAGCAAACGGCCCAAUGUCAUUUCAGAGGUGGUGACAGAUCUACAGGCCCUGGAGGCAGUGGAACUGUUCCUGGAUGAGGAGCGUGUGUUGGUGGAGUUAGCCUGCGGAGCAUCAUUGGCUGCAGUAUACAGCGGAGUCAUUCAGAGGUUACAGGAGGAGGGACGCCUUCCUAAACCGCUCGACCCACUGGUAAUGAUUGUGUGUGGGGGUGGCAGUGUGAACCUGGCUCAGCUUCGACAUCUACAGGCAGUCAUACGGAAAUGACCACAUCUGUACAGAGAAAAAUGGUCAAUGCAUCUGCUUUGAGUAGCGCUGACAUGUUGUGUUGUGUUGCAUAAAUCAAAAGAUGAUAUGGAUAAUCUGCUGUAUUUCAAACAGCUGAGAGUAAAUUGCUUUCCAAAACUAUUCUUUGGAUUUUCUGUAACACCUUGUUUUAGAGCUGAUUGUGUAAUAAAAUCCUUUGACGGAGCAAAAUGAUGAUGUUACUUACCACCUAUAACCAGCAGGUGGUGCUAAUGUCUGUCGUUUUGAUAUGUGUUGCUUAGCAAGUGAACAUUAAGGCAAGACACUUCAGGCUAAAUUUUUUUUUUUUUUUUUAUGCACUGAUACGUUUUGAGAUUUUGGGUUGUUUGGAUAUUCAUAGAGUGUUGUUUCAGACUUGUGGAAAGAAAACAUCCAAAGUAUCAAUUUAAAUGCAUUUUAUUUUAUAGUUAGGGGGGUUAGAGAGUCAGACUGGUAACCCAAAGAUUGUGGGUUCAGUUCUCAAUACCGGCAGGAAAUGAUUGAGCUGCCCUGGAGCAAGGCACCUAACCCCCAAUCACUCCCCGGGCGCCACAGCAAUUGCUGCCCACUGCUCCGGUGUGUGUGUGUGUGUGUGUGUGUGUGUGUGUG